AUGUGCUCCGAGAAGGGCCAAGCAAAGCCCUGGCGGCCUGGAAACGGACAGCAGAGCCGCUGCGAGAGCCACGAAGAGGAGGACAGGAAGGUGAGGAGGAGAGAGAAGAACCGCGUGGCUGCCCAGAGGAGUCGCAAGAAGCAAACUCAGAAGGCGGAUAAGCUGCACGAGGAGUAUGAAUCUCUUGAGCAAGAAAAUACCUCCCUGAAGAGAGAAAUUGGAAAGCUAACAGAUGAAAUGAAACACUUGAGUGAAGUGUUGAAGGAUCAUGAAAAGAUCUGUCCACUAUUGCACUGCUCCAUGAACUUUGUGACCGUACCGAGGCCUGAUGCACUCACCAGCUGCCUGCCGAGAUGAGAGCUCUCCUUGAUCACCUUGCAGUGAGGGCUAAGGCACCCAUCAACGGGGAAAAUUUGAACAACUGCCUACCUGCAGUGCGGGUCUGUCUUCAAAGAGGACUGCACUUGACACACAGGUCUUCUCCAUGUCGAAAUCCUAUAGUCUUCGAAACACCAGUAUGGAAAAAARCUUGGAAGGCGACUGCCUCUGGCAGCAUGCGGAGGCCGCGGGUUUGUGUUCAGCAAUGUCCAAGCAGGCUGCAGCCCACGAGCGCGGCGUGGGAUGCAGGUGCAGGAGAGCACCGGGCGCCUCUCUCCUGUGCGUCCACCGCUAGUGACUCUUGGGCAGUUGUCAUCCUGAGAGAUCCUAUUCUGGCUGCUGUUCUUCUCUAAACGGGUUUGGUUAAUAAAAGCAAUGGCCUAGCUUUAUGAUGUUCUCCACCUCAUUCAAUUUAUAAUGUCUUCUGAACAUCUCUGCUUUUACUUACUGGUCAAAGCCAAAGUCUACUGCUAAUCUUCCUGCCAGUUGUUUUAUUGCUUGCUUAUCACCACUUCWGUGCUUCCUCUUUUGAAGUGUGGUCAACAAAGGAGGUUUGCCAGUCCUUAUUUCUUUACUACCUAUCAUCAUCCACCUAAUAAUGUGGGUUCUCCGGGUGUUUUAUAUCGUAAAAUAUAGUUCAACCAAUUUCACCUGAUGAUUGCCUGGUCUAUGUGGUGGAAGACCUAAGUAUUUCUUUUUUUGCUGUUUUAAAGCUUUGUCUUAAAGAACCAAUUUUAAAUUUGACAGAUUUAUUGUAUCCACUGGAAAUUAGUAAGGGGUUGGUUUGAUUUGGGG
This is a messenger RNA of Nothoprocta perdicaria, 1173 nucleotides long. It is a transcript of the gene BATF3, whose product is annotated as basic leucine zipper ATF-like transcription factor 3. Lineage: Eukaryota; Metazoa; Chordata; Aves; Tinamiformes; Tinamidae. The record is from RefSeq and is a predicted model, not a curated record. Gene Ontology annotation, biological process: regulation of transcription by RNA polymerase II. Bases 1 to 357 code for a protein of 118 amino acids. Gene Ontology annotation, molecular function: DNA-binding transcription factor activity, RNA polymerase II-specific; RNA polymerase II cis-regulatory region sequence-specific DNA binding. Gene Ontology annotation, cellular component: nucleus. The transcript is spliced from 3 exons.